Molecule: messenger RNA, 8176 nt
Organism: Paramuricea clavata
Lineage: Eukaryota; Metazoa; Cnidaria; Anthozoa; Malacalcyonacea; Plexauridae
Source: the annotation of a GenBank genome assembly
AUGCUUUGGGAGAACUUUCAAACAACAUUCAAUUAUGUUGCUGACAUUCAUGCUCCACUUCAAAGCCGUAAAAUUAGAAACAGAAAGACACCGUUGCUGACUGAUGCAAUUAAGAAAAGUAUGAAUCGCCGAGAUUAUCUCAAGAAGAAAGCUAUUAAGACAAACUCAACUGCAUGCCACAAUGCUUACAAAAGUCUUCGCAAUGAGAUUAACAAAAAAAUUAUGUAUGCAAAGCGAGAUUAUUACACAAACUGUGUUGACAGAAACAGAAAUAAUACAAAGCAAAUGUGGAAACAUAUUAAUCAGUUAGUUAAUAAAAAUUCUAGAUCAACAAAUAUAUCAGUACUACAUAUAGACGAACAGGUUAUUACUGAAAAUGAAACUAUAGCUGAUUUGUUCAAUGAAUAUUUUACUGAUAUGGGACCAAAUCUGUCGAACCAGAUCACGGAAACUAACACUGAUUUUAAACGUUAUAUGAAAUUUAAAACUCAACAUAAGUUCAAUUUCGAAAACAUUAAUAUCAAUGAAGUGUUAAAUGCAUUGGAGAAAUUAAAGACGUCUAAGUCAACUGGACAUGAUAAUAUCCCAGCCAAACUUUUGAAAGAUGCGAGUGAUGCCGUGGCGCCUUUUUUAGUAUUUAUUUUUAAUACUUCACUCAAACAUGGAAUUUUCCCUGAUGAUCUUAAGACUGCAAGAAUUUCUCCAAUUCAUAAAUCUGGUGACAAAAAAAAUCGAGGCAAUUAUAGACCGAUUUCCAUUCUUUCGAUUAUUGCUAAGUUAUUUGAGAAACUUGUCUGUACACAGCUCAAUUCCUUUUUAACUGAAAAUAAUAUUCUGAGUUCGUGUCAGUCUGGUUUCCGUAAAAAUUAUUCCACCGCAUCAGCCCUUUUAGCAAAUACGGAUUUAUGGUUACUUAACAUGGAUGCUGGGAUGAUAAACGGAGUACUUUUUCUGGACUUAUGUAAAGCAUUUGAUACGGUUGAUCACGGAAUUCUCCUAAGUAAAUUAUCUAUCUAUGGAAUCCAAAAUAAGGCCUUAGAUUGGUUUAAAUCUUAUUUGCAUAACAGAACGCAAUACUGCAGCGUGAACAGUGCAACAUCGUCCUCCAGGAAAAUGCGUUGUGGGGUUCCCCAGGGAUCGAACCUUGGUCCCCUUUUGUUUUUAUUAUACGUCAAUGACCUGCCAAAUUGCUUGGAUAAAUCCUGUCCGGCAAUGCAUGCAGAUGAUACAAAUCUUACAGUAUGUUCAGAUAGCAUUAAUAAUUUGGAGGAAGCACUAAAUUCUGAAAUGAAAAAUAUUCACCAGUGGCUUCUUUCAAACAAGCUAACUUUAAACAUUGAAAAAACAGAAUACAUGAUCAUUGGAACCCGUCAAAGACUAGCUAAAAUUCAAAAAAAUACUAGCGUAUCAUGUGGGGGGAAACUAUUGAAACAGGUUUAUUCCAAAAAGACUUUAGGUGUGCUGAUUGAUGACAAUCUAUGUUGGAAUGAGCAAAUCGACAACAUCAGUAAAAAGGUAUCGAAGGGCAUUGGUAUGCUGCGCCGUGCAAAGCCAUUUGUCUCUCUUGAAACUCUUAAAUAUAUUUAUCAGGCUUUAGUGCAACCGAGUUUUGAUUACUGCUCCAUGGUUUGGGGAAACUGUGGCGAAGGUUCAAAAGAAAAGCUACAGAGACUACAAAACCAUGCAGCUAGAGUAAUCACAGGUGAUACCUAUGAAAUUCGCUCCACGGAUAUUUUAAAGAAAUUAAAUUGGAGAACACUCGAAGAGAGAAGAAAGGAGCAAAAAUUAGCAUAUGUGGCCAAAGCCCUUUCAAACCAAUGUCCUGAAAACGUUUCAACUAUGUUUAAAAUCUCAAAUUCUGACAAAUAUAAUUUAAGAAGUAAUAACAAGAUGCUGAUGUUGUCGAAGCCUAAAACAAAUUCAAUGAAAAGGACAUUCGGAUAUGCUGCUGCUAAAGACUGGAACUAUAAUAGUAAAAAUUUUAUAUCUACUUAAUUCAUUUGUAAUAUAUAUACUUAACGUAUCACUUCGACCCAAACAUUUCUUAGUAUCUUUUAAUAUUUUUAUAAUAGUUUAUAUAAUAGUAUUUCGAGUUCUGUAUUUAAUAACACGGCCUAAUGAAAAACAACCUUUAUAAUUUUUGUAAAUACUGAUAGGUAAUAUGGUUGAUUAGUUACCGUGUAUAAAGAUGUUGUAAUAAUAAUAAUAAUAAUAAUAAUAAUAAUAAUAAUAAUAAUAAUAACUGAGAAAUUCGGUAUUUUAAAGUCGAAAGGAAAUUCUUUCUAAAAAUCAACUGCUAUUAAAUAUACAGGCUGUUUUCCAUUGUUGGUUGUAGUUUUUGGUUUAUGGAAAUUUUUGUUAGAAACAUAUCCCGUACUGUAAGAAUUUACAUCGCCGUAAUAGCAGUAAUGUCUUCCACCAAUAUACAGUAGUAGUUUAAUCUGUGGGGUUUGCAUUGUUGUCAAAUGCCCAAAUAAUGUGUUGAUCUGUUGAUUCAACCAGUUGCUAAUCAAAAUUGCCGGACGGAACCGACGGUGUCGUUUCAAAUUUCGGGUAACGAGGAGCUUUUCUCAUCUCAAGGCUUUCCUGCUUAUUUUUGUAUUACAUUACUAUCAUCAAUCAGGUUAAAGGCUGAUUUCCACUAGGCGGAAUUUUGCGCGCGCAGCGGAAAUUUUCUUUGUCUUUUCUAAUUAGUUCCACCUGAGAAAUCACAAGACAAAGAAAAAUUCCGCUCCGCGCGCAAAAUUCCGCCUAGUGGAAAUCAGGCUUAAACAUGAAAAGAAAUGCUUUCUAUGAAUUUACGGUGUGCAGUAAGAUUUGAGACUUGUCUGCAAGUCGGCUGUUUUCAGAUUUUUGGAAGAUUCUCAUUUCUGUUAUUCCUAAUUUGAAUAUUCUCGUGUGAAAAUUACUGUGAGCUGCACCAGGCCCAUCGAGAGGAGGGGGGGGGGGGGGGGCAAAUUGCCCCGCUUGUCAUUUUUUUGUGGGGCCCCAGACAUUUUUUCGUGUGCAAUAUUUGUGUUUUUCGGGCGAAAUAUUUGUCUUUUUCUGGCAAAGUACCGAAAUUUGGUAUAGAAAAGUUGGGGAAAGUUAGGAAAUUUUUUUGGCGAAAAAUUGGGAAUAGUGGCACCAGAAAAAAAUUUGCCACGGGCCUCCGAAAAGCUCUCGGCGCUCCUGAGCUGCUCGGCCUUCCUUGUAUAAAGUAUAUAUAGUAAGUGUACGCCUUAAACAUUCGCGUGUUUCACUCCUACGUACGCCUUGGUGAUAUUUUAAAUUAGCCGCAUUUUUUCUAGAAGACCUAACUGAAUUAAUCUUAUUGUGAGAUCAUUAGCGCAAACGUAAGUCUUUCGUAGAUUUACAUCAGAAACUGAUUGAGCACUCUUACGCUCAACGUUUCUAGCAACACCAGGAUACAUUUUGUCCUUUAAAAAACGGACAGAGCGACGUCGCUCGUUUUGGCUAAUCAUAACUGCUGAAGCUCAUUGUUAUCUAGACCCACAUUUUGGGCUUUUAGAUGAACUAUUAUUAAAAAAACGAGCAGAAGUGUUUUAUCAGAUAUAAAAGCCGAGAGAGCAGCUCGAGUGUUUAAACAUCUGAAAAAGCACGGACUGCAAAUUUUUUAAGCGACUUAAAUAACGACUCAUCCGAUGAGUUCAUUGGCGAAGUAGUUUUGAAAAUAAACGUUGUCUAAGCCGGGAAAAUGAAGCUAAAGUACAUGUAAAUGAACAUGGUUUUUUGUCACAUAUACACCCAGCGACUGGCAGUAUUUUGUAUUUUCCUCACAAAUUAGUAAUCAUUUUUUAAAUAUUAAAUAAAGCAGCCACUGUUUUAUUAGAAGUAUGAAUAUUAUAUUCAAUAAUUUAACUGCCAGAGCCAACCAUAAAGCGUUGCUUAGGCUAUGUUUACAUUGUAUCGGAUCGGUUUUUGCUUCGUUCACGAAACGUUACGGCCCAAGUGUAAACAGCUUCCGCCCUCGCCCAUCUAAAUACAAAAAUAUUAUAAGUGAGCAGGCUAUACCCGCAAAUAAGAUUAGAAUAGCAACUCUUUGUUUCCCAGAUGCCAUCUUGAGUCACGUAUUGAACCGAAAAUUGCUCCGAUUUGUGUUUACAUUACAAUGAGAGCGUUGCAAAAAGCGAUCCGAUACAUCGCGCACCACUUCGAAGAGCGAACGCCGCACCACCGGUCCGUUGCAGAAAUUGAGACGAUAACAACAUUUCAUAUGUAAACAGAAGCCCUAUCCGGUAUGGUUUUUGCGUCGGACGCAAAGUGAUCCGAUACAAUGUAAACAUAGCCUUAGGGACCGGUCAUUAUUUAUGGCAGUGGUGUGGGCCGAAGAGAAAGUGGUGAGGUAACUAAAAAAUAAUACUUGCUUUAGGUCGAGUGGCGAAAAAAUCCUUGCAUGCAGAGGUGGGGUAACAGAAAAUAAUAAUCAUAUUUUACAUUAAUCAAACACAAUACUAUAUGUACUACAAUAAACAGAGUUUAAUAUGUGAUUAUGCUAAUUUUUUAAAAUAAAAUAUUAUUGCUUUCCAAAAUGUUGACAGAAACAUCCCCCUCAACCCACUCAUAAGGGGUCAUUUUAUUCAUUUACACACAAAAUCUCCAAAGACUCCUAUUAUCAUUCAAAAUAUAUACUGACUAAUAUAUUAGUUGCUGUUUAUAUGGUGGAAGCCAGUCUUGGGUGCCGGAAACCAUGCAAGCUGGCCCAGUUGUGGCGAAAUACUACCUUUGUUGUUAUUUCCUAUUAAAGUUUACCUUGUGUAUAUAUGGGUAAAGAGCAGGCCCACCUAUAUAUAGCUAAGCGAGAUCCCGCACCUUUAGUAUCGCCAGACUGCUAAAGCUGGGCCAAAAUUCGCCGCAGGAAAAGUGACCUACUGUAGCCCCUAAGCCCUGGAAUGCAGGCUCUCCUUCCUAUAAACUUCCUCUUAUUACACAUCUCAAAAUAUAUGUAUACAGUCUAUUAAAUUUUCAGUAUUUAAUUUUUGGGCAUCUACAUUUGAUACCAUGCAUAUAACUAAUAUCCGGUAUAUGCUUGUAAACCAUGUGGACAAUUCAGGUAGCAAAUCCUCAAAUAUGCCUCAUGCCCCUCGUGAAACUGGAGAAUCAUUCCAAUGGCUAGUUCAUAAUAUGUUCAGCUCAAACAUUGUUCUGAGUCUCUGGCAACUAGCUGCUUUUCUUUACUAGCAGACCAUGUAUACAUGGAUAAAAUAAGAGAAAUCUAAUUACCCGUUUUGCAGAUUAAUUUCAUUGUUUAUGUAAUCAUACUUGGAAUUCGGAUGAUAUAUCUUUAUCUUCACACUGUGUAACAGCAACUUUUUCUCAUAAAUUUACAGUAACAUCAUUUUCUAAAUUCAGAUAUUCUCACAUGGGACAUCUACUGUAGUAGCGUUGUCUUGUUUACAAAUUAAACAUUAAUUUCAUAAACUUUAAAAUUCCGUGGGAAUUCUUAAGGAAUACCUUUAAAAUUCCGUGAUAAUUACAUGUGAUUGUCUAUUGUAAGGAAAUUUUUAAGGAAUUGCAGAGGAAAUUUUAAAAUUUAGACACUAGUUACAAUCACAAGUAAGCACAUAUACAUAUUAAAUGGCCAACUGCAAAGAUUUUACCAGUCAUUGAUCCAAACCCCCAUGUCCCCCCAAUAACAUGCAAAUUUGAAUCAAUUUUAAUACAGUGCAGUUGCUUGAGUCAGAGUGAAUGCCAGUCUUAAUAUGAGUGAGCAACAGAACUUCCAUCUGAAUCUCCAGUCCAGAAAUGUUAGAAUCAUUUAAUUAUUUUAGCAUUUCCCUGUGGGCCUACCCGAAGGCUACUAUAACAUAAAUUAUUAUUUUAUAUUUAUGAAUUUGCAUUUCCAUUCAAACGAAACAUACUACACAAAUGACAAGUCUUAUUAUUUUCAGCAGACAAAUUUGAAGCUUUCUGAUAACUAUAACUCUUUAUAUUACCUUGCAAUUGUAGAGGUAACCCAUAAUAAGGCACAAUGCUAAAUAUAGCAUGCCCCAAAUGACUGUUAGUGUGCUUUAAUUAAUUACUGGUACUCCACAAGAAAUAAGGGGCAAGGGAUAUUGGUAAAACAAGUAUGUUUACCAAUCAGUCCCAUUUCCUUUUAAUUAUAAUGGCCAAUGUGGUCAAAGCACCCUAUAAUAUUAUUAUUUACUCUCUAACACUAGAUGAUCUUACUCAUGAAGGGCAAUUUUGGACCUUGAUGAGUAAUACGCAUACAAACUACUAUGUUUCAUUACAUAUUUAAUGUCUGGACCUUUGACGUUGCGACAAAAUAAUUCUGGGUGGGGUAAAAAAAUUUUCCGGCAUUCCACCGGUGGUGUAGCUAGAAAUUUUGUUUCGAAAAAGGUGGGGCAAUGAUUUUUUCGGCUGCAUUAUACUUUCUCUUCAGCCCCCACCCCUGCCAUAAAUAAUGACCGGUCCCUUAUAUGGUACAUUUCUAUUUCCCAAUCCGAUUUGAGACAUUAGAUUCUCUUACCAUAUUUGUUCGGUUUCGUUUAGGACAAGGAACACUCCACUAGAAAGCACAAAUGAUGUUAUCGGAGACGGAAAAAGCAUUCCUGAAAAAUAUCGUAACCAUCCAUUUGACCACAAAGAGCAUGCAAGAUUAUCCCAUCAUAGUCUUACACCUGAACAAAGAGAGUCUACUUUGAACCGGCUCCACAACAACUUAUUAUCUCAUCAAAAUGCGACUCUUGGUUUUCAGAGUAACCAAAGUUUCACCUGCGAAAGAGUGAAACAAUUUUUUGAUAUCUCUCUCAACAAUGGUGGAGAUCCAUUCUCAGCACAAGAGCCAUAUGCGCUGAACACUAAUUUCAUUGAACGUACCGUGCUAGAUUAUUUUGCUAAGCUCUGGGGGAUACAGCAAUCCGAUCCUUCAAAUGAGGAAGAACGGGAAUACUGGGGUUAUGUUACGUCCAUGGGUUGCACCGAAGGUAAUCAUCUCGCAUUGUAUAAUGCAAGGGAGUAUUUAGCUGGAAUGCCACUCAGUAAUCCCAUCCUAUUCAAUACGUGUAUUCCUCCUGUGAAUCAACCUGUUUCGUCCCACAGACAACGCAAAGAAGAAUUAUCAAAUGCGCAGCCAAAGGACAAUCCUAACGCUUUUACACCAGUUGUAUUCUUUUCAGAAGAAAGCUUUCACGGCCUUGCAAAAACAUUGAGAAUGUUACAGAUGAAAACGUUUUCUAAUGUUGGCAGUGGAUAUUUUUCUUGCCCGUUGAAAUAUCCAGAUGAUUACCCUCCCAGUUUUAAUGAAGAAUCCCUUGAUCAAAAUGGCUGGCCACGUGCAGUGCCUGUGCAGGCGGAUGGAUCGAUUAGCAUCCCAUGCCUUGUGAAACUGGUCACUGCCUUUGUUAUGAGAGGCUACCCUCCGCUCGUAGUUUUUACAAGUGGUACCACAUUUAAAGGAGCCUACGAUAAUCCACGAGCUGCCAUCAAUGAGCUUGCGCAUAUAUUGAAACAACACAACAUGUAUGAACGCCUUGUACAUAGUUCGGAAGACCCACUGAAAUCUGAUGUUCGAAAUGGAUUUUGGUUUCAUAUUGAUGGUGCUCUAGGAGGAGCCCAUCUUCCAUUUCUUGAGAUGGCGAUAAAUCAGGGUUUGGUUGCCAAUACGUUUCCAAAUGGUUUUCCUGUAUUUGAUUUCCGUAUUCCUGAAGUGAAAUCCAUUGCAACGAGCCUACACAAAUGGUUCGGCUGUCCUUUCCCUUCGGCAGUAUUUAUGAUUAGAAAACAGGAUCAAGUUAAAGCUCGUAACAACCCACUGUAUGUUGCUGGCCACGAUAUGACUAUGUCUAGUUCCAGGUGUGGCCAUGGUGUGUUAAUAAUGUGGGAUCUAUUCUCAAAUAAAUCAUACGGGGAUUUUACUGAAAUAGCUGCCCGUGAAGACCAACUGGUGAUGUUUUUACUAAGUAGUUUGCAAGCGCUAGAAAAAGAACUACGGGUGGACUUGUGGCUUUCACACACACCGGGUUCAUUGUUUGUCUGCUUCAAACAACCGAGAGAAGAUAUCGUGCGUCGUUAUUCAUUAGCUUCAAAUUUACUGAAUGUAAAAUCUGCAGACGGCACAGUCGAACGAAGGAUCUGUUCUCACAUUUGCGUCAUGGCACAUGUCACCAAAAAGUUAAUUUUACGUUUCAUUGAAGAAUUGCGAGUUCCUGAAGCAUUCCCAAAUCAAAACUAA